This is a messenger RNA of Cladophialophora immunda, 1985 nucleotides long. RefSeq lists its product as uncharacterized. The record is from RefSeq and is a predicted model, not a curated record. The transcript has a single exon. The coding region runs from base 450 to 1739 and encodes 429 amino acids. Lineage: Eukaryota; Fungi; Ascomycota; Eurotiomycetes; Chaetothyriales; Herpotrichiellaceae. Gene Ontology annotation, biological process: lipid metabolic process. Gene Ontology annotation, molecular function: glycerophosphodiester phosphodiesterase activity.
AACAGCUUCAGGUCACGAAGACCAGCCGAGCAUUCCGUCGAGACCCAGACCGCAAAAUGCAGGUACAACAGUCCACGUUGCUUCGUGAGGAUUGUUAUUUGCUCGAUACCACAGGCACCGCAAUGGAGGUGGUGCGACUCGUACAGAGUGGCGGAUUACUCUGCUAAGCUUCACCAAGCUAAGGAGGAAGCUCACCAAAAUUCCCAGAUCGGAGGACCUGCUGUCCCUCGGAUUUACCACGUGCGGUCAUGACGCACGCAGACAAAACUCGCAGCUGAUGGAGCAGAAAGCUAUGAGCUUGCUGGAUAGCUCCCCAAGCUCGGUGUGAGGGUACAAAAGGGUUUGUGUCCGCCGGAUGUUGCACGUCUCCUCCGACUCUCUUUUCCUUCCCAGGCAGGGCAGGCCAGAUCUCAGAACUUCCGGUUACAGCCUCGACUUCUCCUAGAAAAAUGCGCGCGACGACGGGUUCUCUGGCCAUGAUGGCCUUAGCUGCGGAUAUUGCUGGGGCGGUCCCUGUCCACAAGCCUCGAUGGCAACACCCGGCGCAGGACGACUACUACAUCUCCCUCGGGCCGCGCCCUUACUACCUCAUCCAGAACAUGACCGACGGCCCGCUCAAGCAGAAGCUCGAGUCCUGCUACAACGGGCCCUUCGAGGUCACGACCUGGAGCAUCGGCCAUCGAGGCGGCGGCACGCUUCAGUUUCCCGAAGAGUCGGUCGAAUCCACCAUGGCCGGGGCGCGAAUGGGCGCCGGGAUCCUCGAGUGCGACGUGUCCUUCACGUCGGACCUGGGCCUGGUGUGCAGACACUCGCUGUGCGACCUGCACACGACGACCGACAUCCUGCUCCGGCCGGAGCUGGCGGCGAAGUGCACGGUGCCCUUCACGCCGGCGAACGAGACGGCCGACGCCAACGCGCUGUGUUGCACCAGCGACAUCACCGAGGCCGAGUACACGACGCUGUGCAGCAAGAUGGACGGGUUCAACGCCUCGGCGACCACGCCCGAGGACUACCAGCACGGCACGCCGUCGUUCCGGACGGACCUUUACAACACGUGCGCGCAGGUGAUGACGCUCGAGAGCUACAUCGACUUGGUGGAGUCGCUGCCGGGGUACCGCAACUUCACGCCGGAGCUAAAGACGCCGCCGUCCCAGGUCCCCAUGCCGUUCCACGGGUACACGCAGGCGCAGUACGCACGCGACAUGCUCGACACGUUCAUCCGCAAGGGCAUCUCGCAUGAGCGCGUGUGGCCGCAGUCGUUCAACCCGGCCGACAUCUACCUGUGGCUGAACGAGUACCCUGCGUGGGGGGCGCAGGCCGUGUUCCUCGACGAGGACGGCGACGUGGCGUCCAACUUUUCCACCGCUGUGGCCCGCCUGCCUGCCCUCAAGGCCAGCGGCGUGAACAUAAUUUCCCCGCCAUAUAACUAUUUGUUGGAUCGAGGCGGCCCCGACAAUAACACUAUCGUCCCCUCCAUCUACGCGACCACCGCCAUGGCCGCCGGGCUCGACAUCAUCGCCUGGUCGUUCGAGCGCUCCGGCCCGCUCGACCAGGUCCGCGCCGACGCCGACUACUACUGGUCCUCGAUCGCCGAUAUCAUCUCCUACGACGGCCAGGAGUACGAAGCCCUCGACGUCCUGGCCCGCCAGAUCGGCGUCAAGGCCAUGUUCUCCGACUGGUCCGCCACCGUCACCUACUACGCCAACUGCAUGGGCCUGAAGGGGCCAGGACAUUAUUGAACUCUCCCCCUCCGGAUGGACGGCCUAGUUGGAGCCCCCGUCCCGACUGAGGCCGCUUAGAGUCCCUAGACAUUGAAACAUCAUGGGUCAGUUCUAAGGGUUGCAUUGCCGGAGAGGGCGAGCUAUAACGCGUAACGAGCAGAGUAAUUAGAUGGUGCGCAGAACAAGAACGUGUACAUACGUAGUAUCCAUAGUCUCUGGACAUACAUAUACAAAUUGGCAAUUCGUUGAAUACCUAGGUACAUU